AGGUGGUGUGAAGCCCCACUCCUCUUCUGCCUGGUUUCCACUUCAUUCCACAAACAUUUAUUAAGCACUUACCAUGCACCAGACACUUUCUCCGCCCUGGGGCCACAUCGGAAGGUCUUUGACCCCCCUGAGGAGUUGGAGCGGAAGGUAUGGGAGCUGGCACAGCUGGUCUGGCAGUCCUCCAACGUGGUGUUCCACACGGGCGCGGGCAUCAGCACAGCCUCAGGCAUCCCCGACUUCAGGGGCCCCCAUGGCGUCUGGACGAUGGAGGAGCAGGGCCUGGCCCCCAAGUUCGACACCACCUUUGAGAACGCACGGCCCACGAAGACUCACAUGGCACUGGUGCAGCUGGAGCGCGUGGGCCUCCUCCGCUUCCUGGUCAGCCAGAACGUGGACGGGCUGCACGUGCGCUCCGGCUUCCCCAGGGACAAGCUGGCAGAGCUUCACGGAAACAUGUUUGUAGAAGAAUGUGUCAAGUGUAAGACGCAGUACGUCCGGGACACCGUUGUGGGCAGCAUGGGCCUGAAGGCCACCGGCCGGCUCUGCACCGUGGCCAAGUCAAGGGGGCUGCGGGCCUGCAGGGGGGAGCUGAGAGACACUAUCCUGGACUGGGAAGACUCCCUGCCUGACCGGGACCUCACUCUGGCCGAUGAGGCCAGCAGGAACGCGGACCUGUCCAUCACGCUGGGCACCUCCCUGCAAAUCCGGCCCAGCGGGAACCUGCCCCUCGCCACCAAACGCCGCGGAGGCCGGCUGGUCAUCGUCAACCUUCAGCCCACCAAGCACGACCGCCACGCAGACCUGCGUAUCCACGGCUAUGUAGAUGAGGUCAUGACCCGGCUCAUGAAGCAUCUGGGCCUGGAGAUCCCGGCCUGGGACGGCCCCCGCGUGCUGGAGAGGGCGCUGCCACCCCUGCCCCGCCCACCCACCCCCAAGCUGGAGCCCAAGGAGGAGGCCCCCGCCCAGCUCCACAGCCCAGCGCCCGCCAGCCCCAAGCAGGAGCCCACAGCUGAGCCUGGCGCCCAGCACAACGGCUCCGGGCCCGCCAGCCCCAAAAGGGAGCGGCUGGACAGUCCUGCUCCCCGCAGGCCCCCCAAAAGAGUGAAGACCGAGGUGGUUCCCAGCUGACCAGGGGGCCUGGGGAGGGCGGGGCUCUUUGUAGAAACCAUGGAUUCUUUUUGUUUUCUUACUGGUUUCACUUUGUUACUUGUCUCUGUCCUUGCGGGGAGACCUCAGGGUGCCGAGAGCUGGGCUUCAGGCCCCGGGGCAGACUUGCCCUCCAUUGCACCUCCCUUUAGCUUGGGGCCUCUGGAGGGGGCCUGGGAAGGAGCAUCCCCCCUGGACCCUGACCUUGGAGCUGACACCCCCCCACCCCGUACCUGCUCCAACCCCAGGCUCCAGCCUCUGACUCAGGAUGUUCCUGGGAGGUGUGGCCAGGCCCUCUGUGGUUUCCUCUGACCCCUGGGCCCUCACACUCCCCAGCCCCUGCCUACCCCUGGACAGCCUUCACAGUCCCUCCAGGAGGGAAGGGAGGCAGGGCCAUCAUUUAGCCAAACUUCAUGGCAGGACAGACAAUAGAAGCUCACACUGCCUUUGGGGCUGGAGGAAGAAGGGUGGGUCUACCUGGCUUCCUCCAGGCUUCCAGAAAAGCCUUCAAU
Molecule: messenger RNA, 1658 nt
Organism: Eubalaena glacialis (North Atlantic right whale)
Lineage: Eukaryota; Metazoa; Chordata; Mammalia; Artiodactyla; Balaenidae
Gene: SIRT6
Product: sirtuin 6
Exons: 8
Coding region: 265-1128 (287 amino acids)
Molecular function (GO): NAD+ binding
Source: RefSeq, a predicted model, not a curated record